GUCUUAUUUAUACAAAAUUAAACAAUAACAAAAAACAUCUGAACAUAUUAGUAAUACAAUGAACUAGAAACAACUCAUUCAACUUUACUUUUAAAACAAGACAUGGCUAAUGAAGUAACAUUUGCACAGCUUCACCAGAAGUACUGUGACCUCAAGGAUUAUUCAAAAAAGCAAGGAGUAUCGCAGCAACUGAAGUCGUACUGGGACAUCAGUUUAAUUAGAUUAAAUUGUGACAGUAUUAUAAAUGAUAUCGAAACGAAGAUGAAAACCGCUGAAUCAGAAUCUGAUGUUUGGCAUCGACUUCUGGCGAUGAAAGGUGUCAUACUCAAUUUUCAAGUUGACUUCCUCCUCCUGUUUGAAAAUUUUGGACUCGCUAUGGACAUAUUGAUAGAAAACUUUAAAAAUAUUCACCCUUAUUCAAAAAGCAAUUACGUCUCUUUUGUAUCUUUGCAAACAAUACAUAAAAUCGCUUCUAUAUGUAAAAUGAACGACGAUUUGUGUAGCGCACAAGAGAUUCUUGAAACAGCAGUUGAUAUUUAUGAAAGCUCAAUAGAUGAAGGCUAUUGCGAAAAUGAAGAGCUGUUUUCACCAGAUGAAACGGUUUGGCCACGGUUCAAUCUGGCUUGUCAAUUUGAUAACACUUACAUCUUCAUCUUGGAAAUGCUGAAAAUAAUCCACGAUUCAAAAAAGAAUUAUGUCGGCAGCGUUGUCUUACAGCAUCACAUAUUAAAAAUACAAUUAAAACGUGGCGAUGAAAGUUUGUUCAUUUGGCUACAGAAUUUAUUAAGAUUAUCAAAUAAAUUAACACAUUUGCAAUUUUAUAGAUGUGCAAGGCAUCAUUUGUCAGUAGCUUCUUACAAAUUGGAAUCACUAAAAAAGUCAUUUGGAGGAAAACAAGUAGAAAAUGGGAAACAUGUCGCAAAUCUCUUUGAUGGUUUAGAAGCCAAUCUUGCCUUGGUAUGGAUAAAAUACGCCCUCUCAAUGUUUGUCAGUUCAGAAAAAAAAUAUCUAGAAAUUUACUACAUCAAGAAAACUCAAAAAUCACACAGUGAAGGAAAAGGUGAUGAAUCCCAAAGGACAGAUAUGACAUUGGGUAAAACUGAUGAAAAGAUCGAGGCUCUCAAAUUCCAGUUGGAUGUGUCUAGCAUAGAAAAUUUAGUUACAUGUGAAAUAAUCAGAACAACAAAUCAGGCCAAAGAUUUGUUUGAAUUUGUUAUUGAGUGGUUUAAUAGGGCAAAGGAGUAUUAUGAAUUUAAUGAAUUUCCAUCUGAGCACAUUUCUUUGAUGAUGGAUUUUUCAGAGCUUCAUAAAUCCUUGGCAUUUUUUGAACCUAAAUCACCCGAGAGAUAUAUUUUGUUUCAAAAACGCCAGUCGAUAUUGAACAUAAUAAAAAAUCUAUCGGCUCAACUAGACCCGAUUGCUUUUGUCGACACCAACGUAGAAAUAAUGAAAGAACUCGCACAAGUUCAUCUCGACCUUCUUCAUUCUGAUUUGGAAAUGCUAAAAGAGAUAAAGACGUUUGCAAUGGACCAACUCAAGAAUAAUCCUACUAAAAGCCAACAGUUAGAGAAGCAUAUUGAUAGUAGCAUUGAUCUGUUUGAAAAUCAACUCAACGUUUUGGAAACAUAUGAUGCUGAAAGUAAACCAACAUUUCAAUUCUGACACAAAGUGCAAUAAAGAUAGAAUAUAUAUUGUGUAACCACUUGUAACAAAUGAAGUCAAAUGUCUAAUUAUAUAUUCUUAAAGAAA
This is a messenger RNA of Cimex lectularius (bed bug), 1749 nucleotides long. RefSeq names its product protein KBP homolog. The record is from RefSeq and is a predicted model, not a curated record. The transcript has 5 exons. NCBI's taxonomy places the organism in Eukaryota, Metazoa, Arthropoda, Insecta, Hemiptera, Cimicidae. The coding region runs from base 103 to 1662 and encodes 519 amino acids.